AUGAAUCACGAUCCAUUCGCAUGGGGUAGACCCUCAGAUGCUCAUUAUGGUAAAUAUAAUCAUGAAAUUGCAAACGCCGGCUCAUAUCCAAGCAUGCACACUCAACAACCUAUCGUUACAGGUACCUCGGUUAUCUCAAUGAAGUAUAAAAAUGGUGUUGUAAUUGCGGCAGAUGUUCUAGGUUCUUAUGGUUCUUUGCUACGUUUCACUAAUGAAAAAAGAUUGUUUGUUGUUGGUAAGAGUUGUGUGGUUGGUGUAUCGGGUGAUAUGUCAGAUAUGCAAUAUAUAGAACGUUUAUUGCAAGAUAUGGAGAUUGAGAACAGCUAUGACAAUUCAUAUGAUGAAGACGCAGAAGCACUAAAGCCUAGUUACGUGUUUGAAUAUUUGGCAUCCUUGAUGUAUCAAAGAAGGUCGAAAAUGAACCCUCUAUGGAACGCCAUUAUCGUUACUGGUGUUGAAAACGACAAACCAUUCAUGAGGUACGUUGACUUAAGGGGUGUUAGGUACUCGUCUCCAAGUUUAGCCACAGGUUUUGGCGCUCAUUUAGCAAUUCCGUUAUUGAGGAAGAUAGCUGACGCUGAAAAGGAUGUGGAAAACAUUGAUAUGGAGACAGCUAGGGACACUAUAAUCGAGUGCAUGAAAGUAUUAUACUAUAGGGAUGCUCGUAGUUCUCGAAACUUCAAAUUAGCGAUCAUUGACAAAGACUCUGGUAUAGAUCUAAAAUCUCUAAAGGUAGAAAACAUGUCCUGGAGUUUCGCUAAGGAUAUCAGGGGUUACGGAACGCAGAAAGUUUAA
Messenger RNA from Eremothecium sinecaudum, 795 nucleotides. It is a transcript of the gene PRE4, whose product is annotated as proteasome core particle subunit beta 7. Bases 1 to 795 code for a protein of 264 amino acids. The record is from RefSeq and is a predicted model, not a curated record. The transcript has a single exon. Gene Ontology annotation, cellular component: proteasome core complex. Lineage: Eukaryota; Fungi; Ascomycota; Saccharomycetes; Saccharomycetales; Saccharomycetaceae.